Molecule: messenger RNA, 2087 nt
Organism: Pomacea canaliculata
Lineage: Eukaryota; Metazoa; Mollusca; Gastropoda; Architaenioglossa; Ampullariidae
Product: cryptochrome-1-like
Exons: 12
Coding region: 350-1693 (447 amino acids)
Biological process (GO): circadian regulation of gene expression; entrainment of circadian clock by photoperiod
Cellular component (GO): cytoplasm; nucleus
Molecular function (GO): FAD binding; DNA binding
Source: RefSeq, a predicted model, not a curated record
UACUCUCUUGUUUUGGUGAGAAGAUUUCGUACUCACUGCGUUUACGUAACAGCGUCGUCUGCAGAUUCUAGGCUCCAUGCAUGAUUUCAGAGUAUUAUGAGGCCAAAAAAGCAUCCACUGGUUUCGAAAGGGACUGCGUCUCCAUGAUAAUCCAGCACUUUUGGCAGCAUGCCAAGAUGCCACAGAACUGUAUCCAGUGUUCUUUCUUGAUCCAUACUUUGCAAAGAGCAGCAAUUAUCGUGUUGGUGUUAAUAGGUGGCGCUUCUUACUGCAGUCACUCAAGGACCUUGAUGCCAGUCUCCGAAAGCUCAAUUCCAGACUCUUUGUUGUUCGUGGAGAUCCCAAAACAAUGAUGCCAGAGCUUUUCAAGGACUGGAAGAUUACAACAUUAACCUUUGAAAUUGACACUGAGCCUUAUGCCAUGCAACGAGAUGAUGCCAUUGAAAAACUUGCAAAAUCUUGCAAUGUUAAUGUGAUUAAGCGUGUGUCACACACACUUUAUGACACUGAAAAAACAAUAUCAAAAAAUGGUGGUUCUCCACCACUGACUUACCAACGGCUGCAGACAGUUUUGAAAGAGAUGGGUGCCCCUCCCAAACCUUCAAACACCUUGACAUCUUCUCAUUUAUCUGUCCAUGUCUGUUUAGAUUGUACCACUCCAUGGAAAGAAGAGUUUGAUGAGAAGUAUGGGGUGCCUACUCUAGCAGAGCUGGGAAAAAAUGAAGAAGACUGUGGUCCACUGUUGUUUCCUGGCGGAGAGAUGGAAGCCUUAUCCAGAAUGGAGAGGUAUUUAAAAAAAACGAACUGGAUCUGUAAGUUUGAAAAGCCACAGACAGAACCUAACAGUCUUGAACCAAGCACAACAGUGCUUAGUCCCUAUAUCAAAUUUGGCUGCCUGUCUGUACGUACAUUUUACUACAGGCUUCUCGACAUUUACAACCUGAACAAGGUAUAUACUAAGCCUCCUGUUUCAUUGCACGGACAGCUUUUGUGGCGAGAAUUUUUUUAUACUGCUGGUGUGGGGACUGCUAAUUUCAAUCGUAUGGAAGGCAAUCCUGUAUGCACACAGGUACCCUGGGAUUCCAAUCCAGAAUACCUAGCUGCGUGGAGUGAGGCUCGCACUGGCUAUCCUUUCAUUGAUGCGAUUAUGACUCAACUACGAACAGAGGGCUGGAUACAUCAUCUUGCCAGACAUGCCGUUGCCUGCUUUCUAACCAGAGGGGAUCUUUGGUUAUCAUGGGAGGAAGGGCAAAAGGUAUUUGAGGAACUGCUGCUUGAUGCUGAUUGGUAUUUAAAUGCUGGAAACUGGUUGUGGCUGUCUGCCAGUGCCUUCUUCCACCAAUACUUUCGGGUCUACAGUCCUGUUGCAUUUGGCAAAAAGACUGACAAGAAUGGAGAUUACAUCAAGAAGUAUGUGCCAAAACUACGCAAGUUCCCUGCACAGUAUAUCUAUGAGCCUUGGAAGGCCCCAAAGUCUGUACAAGCAGCAGCUGGAUGCAUUAUAGGACAGGAUUAUCCCAAGCCAGUGGUAGACCAUGACACUAUUAGCAAGGUCAACAUUAAAAGGAUGGCUGCUGCAUAUGCAAAACGUAAAGAAGGACAAGAUUUCAGUGGAAAGUCUGCUAGUCCGCAAAAAAGAAGAAAAGAGUCAACUGACAGCAGCAGCAAGAAGAAACCCAAGAAGGAUGAUUAAAAUGAAAAGGUUAAAUCCAUGCAGACAUGACAAGAUGUCAACAAACCUUGCUGAAAACCCAAGGCAACCGGAUAAAAAUGUGGUUAAUUUCUUCUAUUUUUUCCAGUGGAUAAACGAUAGCAUUGCUGUAUGCAUAGCAUGGUGAUGAAUUCAGUUUAGUUCUCAUGAAAGUCACGAUGCCUUAAGGCGCACAUGUGAACAUUCCGAUCGGACAGAAAGACGUGGAAAUGUUUUCCUCUCAGGUGGUAGUUAUUCCUUUUGAACCCAUGAUAUUCAAUUUUCCACCCAAAAUGAAGAUCUAGCUUAGCUUUUUUUGUGCUUUUUAACCCUUUACAUGCAUGCAGUAGUCUUUAUUCACUACUAUUUUACAUAAAUAUAAACAACGUUGAAUGUA